AUGCCUGAUCAAAUUCUUGACGAUAUUUCUCACCGUCGAUACAAUCCCCUCACGGACUCAUGGCUGCUUAUAUCACCUCAUCGCACGAAGCGACCUUGGCAAGGCCAGCAAGAGGCUGCUGUCGCAUCAAAACUUCCAGAAUAUGACCCUAAAUGUUAUCUCUGUCCCGGUAACCCACGAGCCGCUGGCGACCAAAAUCCGAAUUACGAAAAGACUUUUGCCUUUGUAAACGACUACAGCGCCGUCAAGCAAGAGCAGCCAGAUUAUGAUGCGAAAGCCUCAUCCAACGACCUGGAAUCUCUUCUCCUUCAAGCUCAGGGUGUCAAGGGCGUGUGUUACGUGCUCACUUUCUCACCCAAGCACCAUGUUACACUUGCAGACAUGACAGCUGAGGAGAUUGUUCCCGUCAUUGAGCAUUGGACUCGAAUCUACGCCAAUCAUCUGACAUCAUCAAACCCCCGGGCCGCUGAAGCCGACAAGCUGGCCAUUUCUAUGCCAAAGGACGCUGCACCUUCUCCUGAGGAGCAGUAUAGAUAUAUGCAGAUCUUUGAGAACAAGGGCGCUGCUAUGGGCUGUUCUAACCCUCAUCCUCAUUGCCAGGUCUGGACCACUUCAACCAUGCCUGAAGAGCCAGGCAAGGAGCUCGUGCAAAUGGGCAAGUACCGAGACCAACACGGCGGCCGACACCUCCUAGGCGACUAUGUUAAGCUUGAACUCGAGAAGCAAGAACGAGUUGUCUGGGAGAACGAUGCUUUUGUGAUUGUAUGCCCCUGGUGGGCUGUAUGGCCAUUCGAGGUCCUCGUUCUUCCCAAGAGACACAUCCGAUCUCUUCUCGAUUUCAAGCCCGAGGAGCGACUGCAAUUUGCCGAAGCCAUCCAAGAAGUCACCCGACGAUACGAUAACUUGUUCGAAUGCAACUUUCCCUACAGUUCUGGUCUUCACCAGGCGCCGCUUGACGGAACACCAGAGGAGUUAGAAAGCGCAUACUUCCACAUGCACUUUUACCCACCUCUGCUGCGUUCAGCCACCGUCAAGAAGUUCCUCGUUGGAUAUGAGCUACUGGCAGAGCCUCAGCGUGAUAUUACUCCUGAGCAGGCCACAGUUCGUUUGAGGAAUUGUGGAGGAGAGCUAUAUCGCAAGAAUCUAUAG
Messenger RNA from Fusarium tjaetaba, 1149 nucleotides. Its product is annotated as galactose-1-phosphate uridylyltransferase. Gene Ontology annotation, cellular component: cytoplasm. NCBI's taxonomy places the organism in Eukaryota, Fungi, Ascomycota, Sordariomycetes, Hypocreales, Nectriaceae. The transcript is spliced from 3 exons. The record is from RefSeq and is a predicted model, not a curated record. Gene Ontology annotation, biological process: beta-D-galactose catabolic process via UDP-galactose, Leloir pathway. Gene Ontology annotation, molecular function: UDP-glucose:hexose-1-phosphate uridylyltransferase activity; zinc ion binding. Bases 1 to 1149 code for a protein of 382 amino acids.